Radiomyces spectabilis is the source of this 5066-nucleotide messenger RNA. RefSeq lists its product as uncharacterized. NCBI's taxonomy places the organism in Eukaryota, Fungi, Mucoromycota, Mucoromycetes, Mucorales, Radiomycetaceae. The coding region runs from base 178 to 4638 and encodes 1486 amino acids. The record is from RefSeq and is a predicted model, not a curated record. The transcript is spliced from 17 exons. Gene Ontology annotation, molecular function: actin binding; small GTPase binding. Gene Ontology annotation, biological process: actin cytoskeleton organization.
GUUUUUUUUUUCUUUCUAUCUAUUCGACCUUCUUCUUGUUUUAUUUCUGUCUAUUUUGCAUAACUAAAUCGUUAGAUUGUACUCUCUCUUUCACUCUUUUUUUUCUUAGUCUCCCCUUCCUCUCCUUUUGUUUUCUAUUUAUUUUAUUUUCCAUAUCUUAGAUAUUUAUUUUAAUUCAUGGUAGGCGCUCAUAAUCCUUCUACUUCGCAUGCACGACCACCUUUCCCUUCCUUUGUCGCUGAUGCAGCUAUGAACUCAAACGAAAACCCAGCAAAGUCCAAAGCUUCCAAUCCCAAGAAAGGAAGCGCCCGAUUAUCGCAUCAUCAAAUCAAUACUUCCUCCAUUCCAACUCGUUUAAAACUUUCCAAAACCCCCGACAGUCAUCAUGACCAUCCACCCGUCCUACGAACCAGCAGUUCAUCAAGAUUUGGCAAAAGUCUUCUUCCGGCUUGGCUCGGAGGUGUCAGCAGCGUCACACCGUCGGUGUCUUGCGAGUCCAUCUCGACCGAACUCGUCAACCAGCAGGAACCGCAACCACCCGUCGACAUGGAUCUCACGGACAACGAACUGCACAGCAAGUUUGAGACGUUGCUGGAUGAACUGAAUAUGAAAUCGAGUCAAAGAGACAAGCUUCGAGAAUUGCCGCGCGAACGGAAGCUCUAUCUCUUGCAACAAAACCAACACAUCAAAGAUAACAACCACAGUCCAAGCACCAGCGCCAGUGCCACAACCCAUAGUAAUACGGCCGCUGGUACACUGUCCUCCAAUCCCAGUACAUCGACAGCGUCUGGAAAACAGCCGGCGCCAGCAGAAGACGGCCAUCGGAAAAGCUUGAUCGAGUCAAGUUCCAGCAAUUCCCUGUUUUCCAAUACACGCAGCGGGUUUCGACAGAAAGCGGCCGCUAUUAAACGAAGCGAUACAUCCCGGCUUUUGUUCGGUAGUCGGUUGCCUAGUCGACCAAGUCAACUCAACAGCUUGGCAAGCAGUGACAAGACGACAACCGUCCCGACGGCAGCGGCUACCAAGGAAAAAGACACAUCCGCCGUGGCCAAUUCCGUCGAACCGGCCAAGCCGGCCACCAGGAAACCCAUGGCGGCCACCGAAGGACGAGCGGCCAUUUACAAGUACCGUCGUCGUAACAUGUUGGUCGGCAAUCACUGCAACUCCAAAGUCGGAUCGAUGAUCCUGGAAUUCGAUGCUUUGGCCCAACAUGAAGAUAAAGAAGCCGCGGCAUGGCUGUUGUUUGAUAAUACACUCCCCCGCCAACCCCUGAAUCUCACACCGCGAAAAAGCGAAUCCACCAAAGCACAACCCUUCCAAAGUCUGUCACGAAAAGACGGCUUGCAGUUUUCCACACUAGUCAACGCAGACGAUCCUAAACGCUGCAGGGAUCGAACUAGCCCUUACUACUUUGUCGAGCGACUACGAUGCAGAAACACGCCCAUGGAUUCGAUUACCAAGCAUCUCACCGGUCUCAAGGUAACGUUAUCCACCGGAAACAUUUCUUGGAUCAAUGAGUUUCUUUCACGACGUCACGACGGCCUUGGUGCCUUGGAAGGCGUGUUGGAACGCCUAAAUACGAAAAAGAAAAAAAAACGGGACAGUCAACGACUGGUGAAAUCCGACGAACUGUGUCUUCUUGAAUGCUUAAAGUGCCUUGGUGCUUUAUUGAACACAGAGAUCGGUCAGCAGCAGAUCUUGAUGCGACCCAAUCUAUUCCAUCAGCUCAUCUUUGCUCUAUUUACUGGACUUGCCUCAGUCUUAAUAUGCAUUGAUACUGUUUCCACCCUCACACGAUCACCGUCGCAAGGCUCCGUGGCGUCCCAGGAAAUACCGUCUCCGUCCACAUCGACCAUGACCAAACCCCUUGGAGCGGAUGCAUCGGAUUCGAAAGAUGACUCAUUGACCGCUUUGUCUACGGUCGUCUUCAAAGUAUGCAUUCACACGCUUGAAAUAUUAUCGACGGUGUGUUUGUUAUCACAACAAGGCUACGACUUUAUUUUACUCGUGCUUUCCGAAGUGCGAGGAGAACAGUACCGAUUCGAGCGGUUAGUACAAAGUCUGUGUGGCAAACCGGCAUGGAAGCAACAGCCGCAGCAGCACACAGACGAAGCCUUGCUGUGGGAAUCCAAGGCAUCUAUCGUUAGCUUAUUCAACGCCCUUGCCAACUCGCCCGAGGAUAUUGAAACGCGUCGCUCUAUUCGUGCUGAACUCGAACGUCGUGGCCUGGACGAUUAUUUAAAGAGUUUGGAGACGGCCGAGCUACCGGAUGUCAUGCAGGAACAUGUCAACAAGUACCUUCAAGGCAAACGAUCAGAUAUGAAGCUGUUGCGUGAAGUGGAAAUGACCAAACGUCAAAGUGUUUGGCACAUGCAACCUACUGAUAUGAUCUCGGCGGCCUUGAAAGGUUAUUCGGAAGAACCCGAUAUCUACUAUCUCAUUGUCGACAGUGUCAGUGAGUUGUUGAGUCUUGGAAGCGAUAAACUCAAAUCCAACAAGAGAUUUGUGCAAGAUGUAUGGAGUCUUAUCAGCAUCUUUUCCAAAAACUUGAAACCGGUGCGAUCCACUGAUGACUUUCAGCACGCAUUGCAGCAAUUCUUAUUAUCCACGCAACCGAUUGUCGGUAAACUGUCGUCUGAUAUUUUAUUGGAUCGAAAGGCCGACGAGGAAUCGGCUCAUGCGACGGCGACGGACGGGAACCGAAACAACAUGGAAGAUGUCGAAGGAUUACGCAAUAUGGUGGAAGAAUUGAAAGACAUGAUUCAAAAAAAUGAGGAAGCGACGGCCAAGAUCCGGCGAGAGAAAAAUGAGUUGUUGAUGAAAGUGUCCAAGUUCCAAGCCGAGAUACAGGAGAAGGAUCACCAAAUCGUAUCCAUGCAACAGGCACAUCAGAAACAGGAACAGCUUCGGUCAGAAACGUACACGGCGCCUCCCACGCCUGCACCCGAUGCGAGCGCACCAGGACCUGACACGGUGCCUCCUCCCCCGCCACCUCCACCCCCACCACCGCCACCACCGCAGAUGCUGAUGCCUUCGAUUGUCGCACGACGAAACUUUAGAAAACGCAGUGCUUCGAGAUCAUCGAAAUAUUUCCAUCCGUUAGCCCUGAAUCUUUGUUUCCCCAAUCUCAAGUCGCUUCAGGAAAACUCGGUUUCGCCUAAAAGCCCACCAUGUGCGUCACCUUCCGCCACAACGUGUUACACAUUUCCCUCCAUCUCGGAUCAUCUUACCGACAGCACCAACACGUUGCUGGACGCCCAGAACAGCUUACGCCAAGCUCAUCCAUCCACCAAUAUUACCAUGAAGCAAUUGUUCUGGUCCAAAUUGACGCCUGAGCGGAUUCAAAAUACUGUGUGGAAAGAAAUCCUGUCGACCGAUUUCGAUCACAGCAGCCUAGAGUCACCUUUGACCAGCAGCAGUAGCGAGGCAGAAUCCGAUGAUGCAUCUUCUGUGCACAAUAUUUCAAGACGCGCGUCAGAACAGAGUACUCCAGAUAGUGUUUACAAUGCGCUUAAAAUUGACACCAACGAAUUGGAACGUUUGUUCAAAAAGCCCCAAGGCAUCUGCAAACAGAUCAACAAUAACGGAGGACAACCAACAGGUCGCAAGACCGGCAUGGUCACUCUACUCGAAUUCAAUCGCGCCAACAAUAUCGGCAUUAUGCUGGCUCGUAUCAAGUUGACCUAUCCCGAAAUUCGAGAUGCCAUUUGGAAUAUUGAUGAUCAUCGUCUUACCAUCGAUAACCUGGUCGCGAUACGCCAGUAUAUUCCCACCAAAGAAGAAAUUGAAAUUGUCAAGGAAUACGACCAGGAUGUGGAAUUGCUCGGCAAUGCUGAACGCUAUUUCCGAGCGAUCAUGUACAUCCCUCGUUUGGCGGAUCGUGUGAGCUGCAUGAUUUUCCGAAGACGCUUCAAGUACGAAUUGGAAGAAAUUAUUCCCAAUCUGGAUACACUUCAAAACGCUAUUUGCGAGCUGAGAGAAAGUGCGCGCUUCAAGCGAGUGCUCAAGACGGUCUUGGCCAUCGGCAACUAUUUGAACGGCCAAACCAUCCGUGGAAAUGCUUACGGAUUUCACUUGGACGCACUUCUCAAGAUGCGAGAUACACGUGCCGAAGGCGAGGGAACCACUAACAUGCCUACUUUGCUUCACUACCUUGUAUAUUUCUUAACCAAAUCUGGAGAUGAUGUGGUGGACUUCCGAGAUGACAUUGUUCAUCUCGAGGCCGCUGCGAAACUUUCCCCACCUACGCUGUUUGCUUCCAUCAAUACAUUGAGUGGUAGCCUUGCCCAAAUCAAGGAUGAACUCAAUAUGCACCGACGACGAAGGACAUCAAUGCUGCAAAUCGAUCGUUUCGCGGAGGCAAUGGAGGAGUUCUUGAUCGAAGCGGAGCCUAUUGUGGACGAUCUGAAAUCUAUGGCCAAAGACGUGGAAGAAAAGCUCAGAGACCUGAUUGUCUACUACGGAGAAGACCCGACCGUGGUGAAAUCGGAAGAGUUUUUCGAUAUCAUCAAUACCUUUACCAUGUCAUUUGGUCGAGCCCAAGUGGAGAUCCAUGAAGCGCGUCAAAGAGCACUUCAGCGACAGAAACAGCAGGAAAUGAAGAUUGUGAGUGACUUGAACAAGGGUGAAAAAAAAUAGAGUGGCCCCAUGAUUGACCAAAAAUAUUGUAACUUAGAAACGGCAAAAAGAAGAAGCGUUACUCCCAUCUCCGCGAUUUCCUAUGUUCCUCUCUCCCAGUCUGUUGUCACGAUCGACGUCUUCGGAAAGUGUCUCCAGUGACGACCGUCAACACCAUUCCCUGCUGGCCGAAGCAGAUGCGUUGGCUGAAGAAGGCGGCUUUGAGCAAAUGUUGCGAGAUUUGCGUGCAGGUUUAAAACGCAAUGAACAAUCGUGGCGAGUUAAACGGGUAGUGAAAAGAGAUAUCUCUCGACUUCCUACUUUAGCUUCCUGAGAAUCAAUCUUUGGGGCCCAUCUUGUUCUCACAUAGUUUUUAGUGCUUCUUGUAUUGACAAAGAAAAAAUAAAUAUAUAUAUAAAAAAAGGAAGAGCAUCAAGAUACAACGAUUU